AUGCUCGUUGUGCAAUCGCAAUCUGACAUACUACUGCUGUCAGCCACGAGAGCUUACAAGCAAGCCCUUGCGACUCUGUCCACCCUCACCGCGAACCCGCCGAGCUAUACCCGCGACCCAAGUUUCGGAGUUUCCAAUGCAUACCUCUCCUCAUAUCUUGAACACAGUCCCGGCCCGCUUGCCAGCGCGAUUCGAAUAGUACUCAGGCUCAAGAAGCAACCUGGCCAAUGGUUACGUCAGGUGUUGCCUUCGCUGGGGGUUAAGGAUGACGGUAGUAGCGGCAAGAGCAGAAAGGAAGAUGAGGCACGAGGCAAGGCAGUGAAGGUGCUGGACUUGUUGCAGCAUUCCGCCGAGCUGGGUCAUACAGACGCGCUAUAUACGUUGGGACAGAUCUCCCUGCUGCCGCCCAACUCGUACUUCCCUGUGGAUCCCUCCCUAGCAUUCAAUGCGUUCUCACAACAUGUCGAGCUCACUGGAAACGCGACGUCCCAAGGUCUGCUAGGGUUCUUCUACUCUACGGGCUAUAGAGACGUAGUCCCCGUGGACCAAGCGAAAGCCCAGCUCUACUACACAUUCGCAGCGCAUGGCGGUGAUAAAGCCGCUCAGAUGGCCCUUGGUUACCGCUUCUGGGCCGGUAUAGGAACAUUGCAAGAAGCUAGACGCGCGAUGGACUGGUAUGAAGCCGCGGCGGAAGCUGCGAUGGCAAAGUUCCUGAGCGGUCCUCCUGGUGGCAGAACGCUACCGCUGACCUCCGCACGCCUCUCGGACUUGGAAGGUGGAGUAUAUGGUCCCGGUGCGAGCGUUGCGUCCACUGGUAUCAACGCACAGCGACCCGCUAUUCGAGCAGCGAAUGCCCGUUCGGCUGGAGAGACCUGGGAAGACAUUUUGGAGUACUACCUUUACAAUGCGGAUCGCGGAGAAACCGGCUUUGCCUACCGCCUGGGGAAGAUUUUCUAUCAGGGCAGCCUCUAUGGUACUCCGGGCGGUAUUGCCUCAGGGAGCGAAGGAGUUGGCGCCAUACCCCGCGAUUUCCAGCGCGCGCGUUACUACUUCCUGCGUAUUGCUAGGCAAAUCUGGCCUCGCGACCCUCCUAACCCGCUGCAACCGCAAUCUCACAAAGCGGACAAUGAAAAUGGGCCCCUGGGCUAUGCCGCUUCUUCGGCGGGUUAUAUCGGGAGGAUGUAUUUGCGGGGAGAGGGUGUCAAGGCGGAUAUGGCCAUGGCGAGGUUGUGGUUCGAGCGUGGUGCGGAAUACGGUGACCGCGAAUGCCACAACGGAUUGGGUAUCAUCUGGAGGGACGGGUUAGUGGAGGGUCGAAAGGACCUGAAGAAGGCCUUUGCGCACUUCGGGGUAGCCGCAGGUCAGGAUCUCGCGGAGGCACAGGUUAAUCUAGGGAAAUAUCAUCGAAGCCGGGGCGAGAUGAAGAUUGCAAUGUCCUUCUUCGAGGCUGCUGUGCGCAAUGGGUCUCCCUUUGAGGCAUUUUAUUACCUCGCGGAGAUGUAUGCGGCUCAAGCUCGGGCUCCUGCUACGUCUUCCAACAUUCUCGCGGCUUCCUCUGCGACCGCUGUUUCCUUCUACAAGCUGGUGGCCGAACGUGGUUGCUGGGGUGACGAUCUGCUCAGGGAAGCAGACCUGGCGUGGGCACGGGGCUCGGAUAGGGAUAAGGAAAUGGCCAUGCUUCGGUGGUGGAUGGCUGCCGAGCGCGGUUCUGAGAUCGCCCAGAACAACCUGGCGUACGUCCUGGAUCAAGACAAGAGCGUUCUGCGCCUUACGCGGUUCGCACCGAUCACGCCCUCGAACGAUACUGCGCGACUGGCGCUGACGCAAUGGACGCGGUCAGCUGCCCAGCUCAACGUGGAUGCGCUCGUCAAGGUUGGCGAUUACUAUUACCACGGUCUGGGCGUACCGGAUGAACCAGAGCACAUACGAUACGAGAAGGCAGCGGGAUACUAUCGCUCCGCCGCCGAUACUCAAGUGAGCGCUCUGGCCAUGUGGAACUUAGGAUGGAUGUACGAGAAUGGCUUAGGCGUUCCGAUGGACUUCCAUCUCGCCAAACGGUAUUACGAUUUGGCGCUCAUCACUAAUAGCGAGGCGUACCUUCCCAUCACACUUUCGCUCGUAAAACUCUACGCACGUAGCUUCUGGCAUACACUCAGGGGCGGAAAGGGCGGUCUCAGCUUGUGGUCUGCUGACAACGAAGGUACGCCGAUUUAUUCGCGCUCGCUGAAGGGCUGUGCUGACGCUGGAAGCAGACGCGGAUUACUUCGAAUCUGUCAACACUCCCGGCUUGGAAGGUCAUCGUGA
Molecule: messenger RNA, 2304 nt
Organism: Punctularia strigosozonata HHB-11173 SS5
Lineage: Eukaryota; Fungi; Basidiomycota; Agaricomycetes; Corticiales; Punctulariaceae
Product: HCP-like protein
Exons: 7
Coding region: 1-2304 (767 amino acids)
Biological process (GO): ERAD pathway
Cellular component (GO): endoplasmic reticulum membrane
Molecular function (GO): protein binding
Source: RefSeq, a predicted model, not a curated record